This is a messenger RNA of Strongyloides ratti, 1476 nucleotides long. RefSeq lists its product as hypothetical. The record is from RefSeq and is a predicted model, not a curated record. The transcript has a single exon. Bases 1 to 1476 code for a protein of 491 amino acids. Lineage: Eukaryota; Metazoa; Nematoda; Chromadorea; Rhabditida; Strongyloididae.
AUGGUAUACAUUCCUGAUUUAUCAAAAGGAAAUAUAACAAAGAAAUUUAAAAACAUAAAAAAUUAUUUUAAACAUGAAAAUGAGAAUGAAGGUACUGAUCCACAAAAUAAUGCCAAUGUUGACGAAAAAAAAAAGAGCCAAUUUUUAGAUAAAAAAAAAUCUAAUUGUGUUAAUGAAUGUAACAAAAAAAAUUCAACCGAUAAAAAUAAUACUGUAGUAGUAAAAAGAACAUAUGCAGAAAUUAUCAAAGAUGCCAUUGAUAGAAAAAAAUGUGAACUAAACCAGAAAUUAACCUUUUUACGUGAGGAUAGGAAAAAAGAUAACAUAAAAACAGACAUAGUAAAUGAUGAUCAAGAAAUUGUUGAUGAUAAAGUAAAAAAAAAUGAAACUAAAGAACUAGUUGUCAAAAAAACAAAAUCAGAUACAAUUGUUGUUCCAUCUCAACCAUCUAAUACUAAUGUCGUACCUGAAACUGUUAAAGAAGAACAAGUUGAUACUACUACUGAUUCAGGAAACUUUAAAAAGCUUUCAUUUCCUAAUUUUACUGGAUUAAUGCCUAGCCCAAAUAUGGGAGCAAUCUAUGAUAAUUUUUCUACAAGUAUAAAAAAUGUUAAAAAUGGUAUUAAAAAUAUGGGUCAAAAUAUUGAAAUAAAGAAACCUGAUUUUGUUGGUCUUAGAAAAAGACUCUCUUCUAUAACAAAAGAAGGUCGACAAGAACGUUUUGAGAAACUUGCUGAAGAAGAAUACACUUCUUCCACAUCUGAUGAUUUAUUACCAGCAUUAAAUAAAUUUGUUAAAUUAAAAAAAAAGAAGGUAGAUACAAAUGCGGAAAGUAGUCAAAGAGAAGAUAAUAGUAAGAAGAGAAGGAAAAACAGAAAGGAUAAAAAAAUUCCUUUUGUAUAUUUGGCAAAUUUAUCUGUAAAAGAUGGAAAAGAUUUAGUUUCAGAAGAAGUUUACAAUAAACUUCAUAUGAAUAAUAAAUUCACUAAAGGAUUUUUUACUGAUUCAAAAGGAAAACCUUUAUGGUGUAAAAAAGCAGGUGAUCAAUCAGUUGAAGAAUCCGAUGAUUCUAGUACAGAUUCAGGAGAUAUUUGUGCUCUUGUUUCUGAUGCUCUUCUUGCUUAUUGUGAUGGAAAUUUUCAAAUAGCAGAACAAUUACCAAGAGCAUACACAUCAGAUGCAAAUGGUGAUCUUCACGAAAUUGUAAAAAAUGAUCAUCUUUAUACGAUGGAUUGUGUUAUCAAUAAUACAGUUCGAACAUUCUCCAAGAUGGAAGAAUAUAAAAAAAGUGUUCAAAGUUUGGAAUGUUCUAAACCAGGAAAUACAAAAAUAAAUCAAAUGCCACUUCUUAAAUUUGCAAAAGAGGUUAAAGUAGUUAUUUAUAAUCGUAUGAAUCCUAGUGAGUUAGCAGAACCCAUAGAAUUUAUACCACUAGAUGUUGGUCCAUCAAAGCAUUUUAAUAAUAAAGUUCAAUAG